GGCCAGUCCAUCACCUUUUCCCCACAUUCUUUAGCAAGGCAGUGGUUGUCUUGGAGGAGUGUUUGGAGUCAUUUUCAUCUAUAUGUAGAGCAGUGUUUCUCAACUCCAGUCCUCAUGGACCCCCAACAGGUCAUGUUUUCAGGAUUUCCCUCAGAUGAAACAGCUGUGGUAAUUACUAAGGCAGUGAAACUGAUCAAAUCACCUGUGCAAAAUAAUGGAAAUCCUGAAAACAUGACCUGUUGGGGGUCCAUGAGGACUGGAAUUGAGAAACACUGACGUAGAGCAACAAUUAUUUUUUUUCAUGUCCUUAGAGUUCUUUGCCAUGAGUGACCAGUAUGAGAGAGUGAAAGCGAUAACACCAAA
Molecule: messenger RNA, 363 nt
Organism: Staurois parvus
Lineage: Eukaryota; Metazoa; Chordata; Amphibia; Anura; Ranidae
Source: the annotation of a GenBank genome assembly